Molecule: messenger RNA, 588 nt
Organism: Rotaria socialis
Lineage: Eukaryota; Metazoa; Rotifera; Eurotatoria; Philodinida; Philodinidae
Source: the annotation of a GenBank genome assembly
AUGAAUACCAAGCGAACUAAACUAUCAAGUGUCAAUCGACUUCCAAGUUUGUAUCAAGAGACUUUAAUUAAUUCCGAAAAUGAAUAUCGACGUGAAAUAAACCGUAAACUCGAUCAACUUCAACUUGUUAAUCGCGAAGUUGUUCGCCGUCGUCAUGCUUAUGAUCAUUUAUUUGCCCAUGGACAUUUAUCUAAACGCCAUCAAUGGUUUAACAAAGACAAAUCAUAUCGAGAAAUAUGUCGAACAAAAUGGAACAAAGACGCGACGAGUAAACCUCGAACAAGCCAUAUAUUUCUACCUAGUAUAUAUCCCGUUGAAGAUACAUCGUCAUUAACACCGCGCAGUUUUGAAAUCAUCGACGACGAAAGCCCAAGUGUAACCGAUGAAAAGAUAAAACAUAAAUUCCUACAUGUACAACCGGUUAUGUUAGAAAUUUUAAAUGCACCACAUUCAUCGAAAAUAGUUAGACAUCGACAAGAAACCGAACUACGUAAAAUGAGUGCUCAACGGCGUCAACAAUAUAUACAAAGAAAUGCAAUCGAUGAUCCACGAUAUAGACAACUAGUUUCAAUAUUACAGAAUGAUUGA